Ostreobium quekettii is the source of this 6645-nucleotide messenger RNA. The record is from the annotation of a GenBank genome assembly. Lineage: Eukaryota; Viridiplantae; Chlorophyta; Ulvophyceae; Bryopsidales; Ostreobiaceae.
AUGGGGGACGGGGGGGUGCUGGUUGCCUUUGGUGGCGGGCAGGUUGAGGCGCCACGUCUCACCACCAUGCUACGUGCGUUCACCACAGCUCGGGGAUCCGAUUUCGACGCUGAUGCAGAGUACAUCAAGCGCAGGGCAGCCCUGAAAAACAGGAAGGAGCAACGAGCAACUUUGGAACAACUGCGUGCCCCAGGACGGACACCACUUGCACAGCAUAUUCUUGGGGAAUGGAUGAAAGCGCCAAAGGCAGCCAAGCAAACAUAUGAAAAUUUCUUGAAGGUGGUGUCUGAGUUGGUUGGUGGUGAGCACUCUUCAGACGAGCUUCAGGAGUAUGCUGCAACUGUUUGGGGUGUACGAAAUUUGGCACCCCCAAAGGACAAAAUCAAGGGCAGGGGCUCAACAGCAGCACUGCAGCCGCUCAGCGAUGCCCUGAUUUCAACCUUUGGGCACAUCGAGGUUGAUGCACUGCAGUCAAUGGUGCUAGCACAGUACGAGCUCAAGCAAUGGCAGGACAAGCUAUCAAAGCCCAUAAUAGAGCACAAGAAGGCACAGGUUGCUGCUGGAAUUGGACUGCAUGCUGAACUGCUAAAGAGGGUACCGUUUUCAGCGACAAGCCAUUUGGGGAUGGAAUGGGGAGCCUGCAGUCCUGGCCCCACAGCAAGUUUUAAGCAGAUGGAGCAGGAAUUUGGCUCCGACGUUGAUUUCGUUUUUCCAGAAAUCAACAGAAGCCAAGAGGAUGCACUUUUGUCUACGUACGGUGUGGGCCCAGAAGCAGUUUCAGUGUCGUCUGUGCCUCUUCCUCCUGCCCUCCCCAAGCCAAUCUCUGCUCAAGAGAUGCAGGCUCUCUACACAAGCCAGCCACCAACAGAGUUCGUUGAGCCAGAGAGCAGCGAUGAUGAAGGCGAGGCACAGAUGAAAGUUGGAAUCGAAUGGCUGAAGCAAUGGGCAGACAGUACGGCCAGCAGUGUGGGGCACCAAAGCGAGGAGCUGGCGUUGGCAGUCUGCAGAGCUCUCCUGACUACUGAAUCAGGUGACCAGGUGGCCUCCGAUUUGUGCGAUUUGCUGGGCUGGGAUGCCUUUGAACUCAUCAGCAAGGUAGUUGAGAACAGGACCGACUUGAAGACGUCUUUGAUUGAAGCAAUCGCAAGAGCAAGGGCUGCAGAGUCCGCUGAGAAAUCUGGGCCGUCGUAUUCCAGGAUGAUGACGAUUGCCUCAGAGUCAGAAAAGCAGCUCGACAGAUUGGAUAGGAAGGCCAAGAAAAAGAGCAAAGGCGGCGUCACUGAUACGGACCUGGAGUGGCUAUCAGACGCUGGCUUCGACGCGCUGCUAGAUACCAAGAGGACCAAUUUGUGGCUGUUUGAUGGAAACCGUGAAUUUCAAGUGGCCAUGACCAGCGGGGAUGUAAAACAGGGCGUGCUGCCAGUGGGAACUGUUCGGAGUACACACAAGGGGUAUGAAGAAGUCAGGGUUCCUCCAGUCAGGGUUCCUGCAGUUGAAUCCGAGCAUUUCAUCUCUAUCGAGGAAUUUGAGGACUGGGCGCAGCUGGCCUUCCAGGGAUACAAGACCUUGAACCGAAUCCAGAGUCGAAUAUUCCAGACAGCAUACAGGAGCAACGAAAAUAUACUCGUGUGUGCGCCAACGGGGGCUGGCAAGACGAACAUCGCCAUGAUCACUGUGCUGCGUGAAAUUGGCCUGCACAGGCAGUUUGAAAUUAUUCAGAAGGCUGAGUUCAAGAUUGUGUACGUUGCCCCAAUGAAGGCGUUGGCUGCUGAGGUGACAGCGAACUUUAGCAGGCGACUCGCCCCACUUGGCCUGAAGGUUCGGGAAUUGACAGGGGACACGCAGCUUAGCAAGAGGGAGAUGACAGAAACGCAAAUGAUCGUCACAACACCGGAGAAGUGGGACGUCAUAACACGGAAAGGAGGCGAUGUCAGCAUGGCCGCCCUUGUCCGACUCCUCAUCAUCGAUGAAGUGCACUUGCUCAACGACGAUAGGGGAUCUGUCAUUGAGACGCUGAUCGCUCGAACACUCCGGCAGGUGGAAGUGAGCCAAAGUAUGAUCCGGAUAGUGGGUCUGUCGGCUACACUUCCCAACUACAGGGAUGUGGCUACGUUUCUAGCAGUCAAUCUGGAGACGGGCCUCUUCUAUUUUGAUGCUUCGUAUCGGCCCGUGCCAUUGGCAAUGCAGUUUGUGGGCGUCAGUGAGAAGAAUUUUGUCAACCGCAACAAUGUCAUGAACGAGGUCUGUUACAAGAAGAUUGUAUCCGCCAUCAAGCGAGGGAAGCAGGCAAUGGUGUUCGUCCACUCGCGCAAGGAGACUGGCAAGUCGGCCCGCAUCCUCGGCAGUAUCGCCCAACGCGCUGGCGAGGCGGAGCUCUUCAUGGACAAGAUGCACCCAGACUACCCCGCCGCCGUCAGGGACAUCUCCAAGUCUCGCAACAAGGAGGUCGCCGAGCUUUUCCCCUCGGGGUUCGGCAUCCACCACGCGGGCAUGCUCCGAACGGACCGCUCGAUGAUGGAGAGGCUGUUCGCCUCGGGGGUCCUUAAGGUCCUGUGCUGCACGGCCACCCUGGCAUGGGGUGUCAACCUGCCCGCACACACGGUCAUCAUAAAGGGCACGCAGCUGUAUGACUCACAGAAGGGCGCCUUCAGGGACGUCGGCAUGCUGGACGUCCAGCAGAUUUUCGGCAGGGCCGGGCGCCCGCAGUUCGACACGUCUGGCGAGGGGAUCAUCAUCACCUCGCACGACAAGCUGGCUCAUUACUUGGGAAUGCUGACGCACCAAGCCCCUAUUGAGUCCCAGUUCACCCAGGGCCUGGUUGACCACCUCAAUGCGGAGAUCGUUCUCGGGACGGUGACGACCGUGAAGGAGGCGAUCACGUGGCUGUCGUACACUUAUCUCUUCGUCAGAAUGCUGCAGAAUCCGCUCCCAUACGGCAUCUCGUGGGAGGCUCGCAUGUCCGACGAGCGGCUUGAAGCCCAUCGCAGGGAUUUGAUCGUGAAGGCAGCACGCAAACUGGAGAAGUCGAAAAUGGCACGGUUCGACGAGAAGUCCGGGCAGCUGUACGUGACCGAGCUGGGCCGCGUCGCCAGUCACUUUUACAUCCGCCACGAGACGGUCGAAACUUUCAACGGCCUUCUCAAGAAGACCAUGACGGAGGCUGAAGUCCUGGCGAUGAUGUCACACAGCAGUGAGUUCGAGAGCAUGAUGGUUCGCGAGGAGGAGCUGCCGGAGCUGGACCGCGUCAUGUCCCAGGGGUGCCCCUAUGAGGUUCGAGGCGGCGUGGAGAACAAGGAGGGAAAAGUGGACGUCUUGAUGCAGGCGUACGUCUCCCGUGUGCCGCUGGAGGCCUUCUCCCUCAUCGCUGACAUGAUGUACAUCUCCCAGAACGCCGCCCGCAUCGCCCGCGCCAUCUUUGAAAUCUGCCUGAGGCGCGGCUGGAGCAGCCUGGCUGACAUCCUGCUCACCCUGUGCAAGUGCUUCGAGCGCCGCCUGUGGACCACACAGCACGCUCUGAGGCAGUUCGACACCGUCCUGUCGCCGGGCAUCAUCCACAAGCUGGAGGAGCGCCGCGUGCUGAUGGACGUGCUGUACGAGUCCAGCGCGGAAGAGAUCGACCGCCUCAUCCGGCACACCAACGCGGGCGCGCUGAUCAAGGAGUGCCUGGCGGCGUUUCCCAAGCUGGACCUGGUGGUCCAGCUGCAUCCCAUCACGCGGUCGGUGCUGCAGGUCAAGCUGGAGAUCACCCCCGCAUUCAAAUGGAGGGAUGCCCAUCACGGCGGCGUGAUGCGGUGGAUCAUCUGGGUCGAAGACUCAGAGAAUGAGCACAUCUACCACACAGAGACGUGGCUUCUGACAAAGAUGAUGAUGAGGCAACAGGAGCCACACAGGCUGGUGUUCACCAUCCCCAUAUCCGAGCCGCUGCCGGCGCACUACGUUGUCCGUGUCAUCAACGAUUCAUGGGUGGAGUCCGAAGCUUUUGCCGCCCUGUCCUUCAAGUCCCUCAUGCUCCCCAGCCGCAUGGGCCCCCACACCGAGCUGCUGGACCUGGACCCCCUUCCCAAGACCGUCCUGAACAACCCACAUUACGAGGCACUCUACUCACACUUCACGCACUUCAACCCCAUACAGACGCAAGCCUUCCACACCCUGUACCACACGGACAAGAAUGUGCUGCUUGGGGCACCCACGGGCUCUGGCAAGACCAUAUCUGCCGAGCUGGCCAUGAUGCGCGUGUUCAACGAGCAGCCGGACAAGAAGAUCAUUUACAUUGCACCUAUAAAGGCGCUCGUGAGAGAGCGCCUGAAUGACUGGGGUCGGCGGCUGUGCCCGUCUCUGGGGAAGAGGAUGGUUGAACUGACGGGGGACUACACGCCAGACAUCAGGGCGCUCAAGUCCGCCAACAUUAUUAUCGCCACUCCGGAAAAGUGGGAUGGGAUAUCCCGCAACUGGCAGACCCGCUCCUACGUCCGCAACGUCUGCCUGAUGGUCAUCGACGAGAUCCAUUUGCUUGGGGCCGAUCGCGGACCCAUCAUCGAGGUCAUCGUGUCCAGAAUGCGGUACAUUGCCUCGCAGACGGACCAGCAGGUCAGGCUUUUGGGCCUGAGCACCGCCCUUGCGAACGCGCCCGACGUCGCAGACUGGAUGGGGGUGGAAGAAGACGGCCUGUUCAACUUCAGGCCCAGCGUGAGGCCCGUGCCUCUGGAGUGCCAUAUCCAAGGGUACCCAGGAAAAUUCUAUUGCCCACGCAUGGCCACAAUGAACAAGCCCGCCUAUGCCGCCAUCCAGACGUACUGCCCCGUGAAGCCCGUGCUUGUCUUCGUCUCCAGUCGUCGCCAGACGCGCCUCACAGCGUUGGACCUCAUCGCUUUCGCUGCGGCGGAUGAACGGCCAGAGCAAUUUCUGCACAUGGGGCAAGACGAACUGGAGGAGGUGCUGGAGAUCGUGAAGGACUCCAACCUGAAACACACCCUCCAAUUCGGCAUCGGAUUGCACCAUGCUGGUCUCAACGACCGCGACCGAAGCAUCGUGGAGCGCCUGUUCGUUGAGUGCAAAAUCCAGCUGCUUGUGGCAACGUCGACGCUGGCGUGGGGUGUCAACACGCCCGCUCAUCUGGUCAUCAUCAAGGGAACGGAGUACUUCGACGCCCCGACACGCCGGUACGUGGAUUUCCCCAUAACGGACGUGCUGCAGAUGAUGGGGCGCGCGGGGAGGCCGCAAUUCGACCAACACGGCGUGGCCGUCAUCAUGGUGCACGAGCCGAAGAAGGCGUUCUACAAGAAGUUCCUCUACGAGCCCUUCCCUGUAGAAUCUUCUCUUCCGGCGCACCUCGCCGAGCACUUGAGUGCGGAGGUCGUUGCCGGCACAAUCGCCACGAAGCAGGACGCCGUGGACUAUCUCACGUGGACGUUCUUCUUCCGGCGCCUGCUGCGCAACCCGUCCUUCUACGACCUGAAGAGCAUCGAGCAGGACACUGUGAACGAAUUCCUGUCCGGCAUGGUGGAAGACACGCUGAAGACACUGGAGACGGCGGGCUGCGUGACGGUGCACGAGGACGACACUGUGGAGGCAACGACGAUGGGACGCAUAUCCUCGUUCUUCUACCUCAGGCACAGCACCAUGGCGGUCUUCAUGGCGAAUUUGAAGGCGGGCAUGGACUUCAAGCAAGUCCUGCAGGUCCUGUGCCAUACGUCCGAGUAUGACGACUUGCCGGUCCGCCACAACGAGGACAAGCUGAACAUGGUGCUGUCGGGCAGCGUGCGGUGGCGAGUGGACCCCCAGACCCUGGGGGACCCGCACACCAAGGCCAACCUCCUGCUGCAGGCGCACCUGUCCCGCAAGGCGCUGCCCAUCAGCGACUACGUGUCGGACACCAAGAGCGUGCUGGACAACAGCCUGCGCAUCAUGCAGGCUAUGGUGGACAUUGCCGCCGACGCGGGCUGGCUGGGCACCGCGCUUACAGUCAUGAACCUGAUCCAAAGCGUCAUGCAGGCGAGGUGGGUGCAGGACAGCAGCUUGCUGAGCGUGCCCAGCGUUGACGCAAGGUGCGUAGAGGCACUUGAGGAGGUCGGCAUUUCUUGCCUCCCGCAGUUGCUGGAGGUGGUGGAGCACCGCGGCAGCUUCGUGUCAGACGUGCUGUCACCCCUCAUUGGAAAUGGCGCGGCGGAGAAGGCCGUGCAGGUCUGCAGGCGCCUGCCUGUGGUCACCGUCAAGUGGGAGGCCCCGACAGUGGCGCAGGCCGCCCCGCCCCAGGACCGAAGCGGGACCGAGAACGGCACACCGGAGGCGCCCGAAACGGAUGAAGGCGAGCUCUGCAGUCUGCAGGUGACCCUGCAGUGCGGCAGGCUGCAGGGCCGCGGCCGGGGUGUGGCGCCAGCCUUCGCCCCACGGUACCCAAAGGUCAAGGACGAGGGCUGGUGGCUGGUGCUGGGCGACCCCGGCGGCCAGGAGCUGCUUGCACUGAAGCGGCUGUCCCUGCGGGAUGGCCAGCCAGCGACGGUGAAGCUGGAGUUCAAUGUGCCGGACGGGAGGCGCGACGCCGUCACGCUGUUCCUGAUGUCUGAUUGCUACAUCGGGCUGGACCAGCAGUACGCGGUGGAGCUGCCGCAGGCGGUCGCUGUGGUGGAGACGUCAGCACGGGCCUGA